CCACCCACUCUGCGAAUACUUGAAUGAUAGAGACCUAUUGCGAAAUCAAGUUCACAGGCCCAUGCUGUCAUCAGUUCGAAGAAAAUAAUUUUGGAUUAGUUUAUAUCGAUAACAAAUUAUUCAAUGCAAUUCUGAACAAUGCAAUGCAAUAACUGUCAUGCUGACAUUCUGGUGAAAGGGGAUAUGAAUCGCUCCAUCAGUGCGCCAGUACAGAGAAUGCAAAGAGACAAACAAAACAGAUAUGCCGGGGUUUAGCGCCAAAUGGACCGCUGUAGUUGUUUUGUUUGGAGUGGUUUCAACUGUUUUUCUUUUCUGUGAAUACCUCAUAUAUUUCCCAGCCAUAUUGAAGUGUUCUUGGCCGAAGAUAGACAAUGUUCGAGGAGGAGACGGACAGCCAGCGGCUUCAACUCUCCGCGCAAUGGUGCUUUCAGACACUCAUCUCCUUGGAGCUAUCGGAGGACACUGGUUUGAUAAAUUGCGAAGGGAAUGGCAAAUGGAGAGGUCUUUCCAGACUGCGCUGUGGUUGCUGAGACCAGAGGUCGUGUUCAUACUGGGGGAUAUUUUCGAUGAGGGAAAGUGGAGCUCACCUAAGGACUGGGAGGAUGACGUACGGCGAUUCCAGCGAAUGUUCAGGCACACUAGUGAAACAGAACUAAUAGUUCUGGUUGGAAACCAUGAUAUAGGCUUUCACUAUGAGAUGGACUGGUUUAAGUUACAACGCUUUGAGAAGGUUUUCAAUGCCACCUCUACCAGGAUCGUCACCCAGAAAGGAGUCAACUUCUUGUUGGUGAAUAGCGUGGCCUUGCAUGGCGAUGGGUGCCCCAUAUGCCAGGCUGUGGAGAAGGAACUGCUCCGUCUGUCUAAAGACCUCAACUGCUCUCUCCAGUAUACCCAAUCCACCAUAAUAAAGGAGUACUGCAGAGACUCACAGAGCUAUCCUCCUGCCCUGCCCAUCAUCAUGCAGCAUUACCCCCUGUACCGCGUGAGUGACGCCAGCUGCCGAGGCGUUGACGCUGCCCCUCCAGAAGAGCGCCAUCUGCUGUUCAGAGAGAAGUAUGACGUGUUGUCUAAGGAAGCCUCCCAGAGGUUGCUGCAGUGGUUCAAGCCCCGUCUGAUCUUGAGUGGUCACACUCACAGUGGAUGUGAGGUUCUCCAUGACAACAAGUACCCAGAGAUCAGUGUGCCCUCCUUCAGCUGGAGGAACCGCAACAACCCCAGCUUCAUUUUGGGGUCAUUCUCAGCAGGCAGCUAUGCUCUAUCUAAGUGUUUCCUGCCUGAGGAGAGCACGGUCAUUGUCCUCUACUGUUCAGCUGGUGCGGGGUUGCUGUUGCUUCUCCUGGCUCACUGUCUGUGGCUGAAAGGCCUACUUCAGUGCUUCAGCCUGUGUCUUCUGGGGAAGCACAAGUCCCUCUGACGAGAGGAGUAGGGUGAUGUCGCCCCCAGUCACUGGUCUCAGGUCAGGUUGGCAUUCCGGAUGUGACGAGGACAGGAUUACCUACAGACGGAUAUGCUGAUCUUUGACCAGUGCCUAUGGGCAACUUCACCCUCUGGAGGGCCAUGGAUGUUGUCCUCCUAGUGGACUUGUUUCGCUCCUUCGAUGGAGGGAUAUGUGUUGUUCCACUGCAACAAGAGCCAAGCAGAGUUUGUACAUAACUUGUUUUUAAGUGAAUAUGCGUUGAUCUAGACUGAGGACCGUCUACUUGACUGCCGUCUCUCCCUCGCGGACAUUCUCAGUGAUGUAUUUCUGGCCCAGCUUCUCACGUCCCUGAUUUCUACUUAUGCUGUUUCCUGACACAAGCACAAGUAUGGACAGUCACAUUCUUAACUUUAUAUUGCUGAUGAUUUUAUGUGCCAAAUUUGUAUUUCUGAUGAUUUUAUGUGCCAAAUUUGUGUCACCCCAAUCACCACUAUUGUACAAUAAAUUAUUUCUGAUGUACAGUACAAAAUAAAGCUAAAUGAGCCCAGAUUGGAUUAUUAUUAUAUGGCAGUAAGACACACAGGUCUACUGUGUGCAAAACUAUUCAUCUUCCAUCCUACCUAAUACAAAUGAGAUUUGAUUGGAAAAAUCAAAACCUUACGAAGACAAAUACAAACAAAGGUCAACACCGACAUGGAAAUAACGCAAAAUCCUCUAAUGUGCCUCUUUAUUUAAAGAAAAUAAAAAUGUCAUUUAAUCAUCCUCCUAGGCCAAACAAGGGUUCACACCUCCAGUCAGUUCACACUCUUUUCAGGAUAGACGUGUACUGUAGAAGAAAAGGCUGAUGCUGUUUGUACAAGGAGAAGAGCUUGUCUUGUUGGGCGCUGUUCACACAUUCAUAGUGCCUGUGCCAUUGUGUAUGGCUCCAAAAGACCAAAGAAUUCCUAAUAUUGCACGCUCUCAUUUAUUCAUCUCCAUUCUAAUCAUGCUUUCCUAUGUGUGUAUGUAUACAUAUUUACCGUACACAUACAUAGGUAUGUAUACACCUAGGCACACACAUAAUUAAACAUGUAUAAUUGUACAUAUAUAUUUAUAUAGACCUAUAAAUUUACAUGUACAUACAUUUAUAAAAGAUUACACACAACGUACACUCACUCGCAUACACACACAAUGUGUCUGUGAGUCUAUGUUUGUUUUAUGUACACAUGCGCACACAUUUACAGACUUCAGACAUACUUCAUAUCGAAAAAAGUUGGUUCCUAUUAAAACAACACCAGGUUGCAAUUUGGACACUUUCAAUGGAUUUCCAAUGUUCUUAAAGCUGUGAAAUUCAAAA
This is a messenger RNA of Hypomesus transpacificus, 2753 nucleotides long. Its product is annotated as metallophosphoesterase 1-like. Gene Ontology annotation, biological process: GPI anchor biosynthetic process; endoplasmic reticulum to Golgi vesicle-mediated transport. The coding region runs from base 242 to 1414 and encodes 390 amino acids. Gene Ontology annotation, cellular component: endoplasmic reticulum-Golgi intermediate compartment. The record is from RefSeq and is a predicted model, not a curated record. Gene Ontology annotation, molecular function: phosphoric diester hydrolase activity. The transcript has 9 exons. Lineage: Eukaryota; Metazoa; Chordata; Actinopteri; Osmeriformes; Osmeridae.